Synchiropus splendidus (mandarinfish) is the source of this 1104-nucleotide messenger RNA. RefSeq names its product neuropeptide Y receptor Y2 (gene npy2r). Bases 1 to 1104 code for a protein of 367 amino acids. NCBI's taxonomy places the organism in Eukaryota, Metazoa, Chordata, Actinopteri, Syngnathiformes, Callionymidae. The record is from RefSeq and is a predicted model, not a curated record. Gene Ontology annotation, cellular component: membrane. Gene Ontology annotation, molecular function: neuropeptide Y receptor activity. The transcript has a single exon. Gene Ontology annotation, biological process: G protein-coupled receptor signaling pathway.
AUGGACCCUUCCGACCAGCUCAACGGGACCAAAGCCGAGGACUUUCAGAUCGACGUGGGUUUGUCAAACAGCUGCUCGCAUGGAAUCCACCCCAGCAGUCAAAACCCGCUGGAGAUGGAGGACAGCACGAAGCUCGUGGCGGUCCAAGUGGUCCUCAUCCUGGCGUACAGCACCAUCAUCUUGUUCGGGGUCACCGGGAACUGCUUGGUGAUUUACGUGGUGCACACGUUCAAGAAGCUUCAGACGGUGACCAACUUUUUCAUCGUGAACUUGGCCGUGUCGGACCUGCUGGUGAACACGCUGUGCCUGCCGUUCACGCUGGUCUACACUCUCUACGACGAGUGGAUGUUCGGGCAGGUGUUGUGCUACCUGCUGCCGUGCGCCCAGGGAAUGGCCGUGCACGUGUCCACCCUGACCUUGAUCAUCAUCGCCUUGGACCGCUACCGCAGCAUUGUCCACCACACCCAGAAGAAGAUGUCAACGAUGGCGUGCAAGGUCAUCAUCCUCAUCACGUGGGGUUUCAGCGCCCUGUUAGCGAGUCCGCUCGCCAUCUUCCGCGAGUACGGGACGUUCGAUUUGUCACCCAACAGGUCGGUCCAGGUGUGCACAGAGGAGUGGGCUGAAGGUAGCAUGAGUGGCAGCGUCUACAGCAUAUCCAUGCUCAUAUUUCAGUACUGCUUACCUCUGGCGAUUAACUCGGUCGCUUACAUCCGUGUCUGGGGGAAGCUGAAGAGUCAGGAGACCUGCGGCAGGCAGCAGGGCCAACGCCAGCGCCGCAAGAAGACCACCAAAAUGCUGCUGAUGGUGGUGGCGGUCUUUGCCGUCAGCUGGCUUCCCUUGCACGCCUUCCAGCUGGCCGCCGACAUCGACAGCAGCGUCUUGUACAUGACGGAUUUUAAGCUGCUGUUCACCAUGUUUCACAUCGUGGCGAUGUGCUCCACGUGCGUCAAUCCCAUCCUGUACGGCUGGAUGAACAACAACUACAGGAGGGCCUUCCUGUCCGUGUGCAAGUGCCAACAGCCUGUGAGGAUCAGGCGCACCAACAGGAGAACCUCGGCCAACGAAGUUAGAGUGCUGGCCGACUGGAAAUCCUCCAAUCUCUAG